This is a messenger RNA of Trematosphaeria pertusa, 690 nucleotides long. RefSeq lists its product as uncharacterized. The transcript has 2 exons. The record is from RefSeq and is a predicted model, not a curated record. Bases 72 to 314 code for a protein of 80 amino acids. Lineage: Eukaryota; Fungi; Ascomycota; Dothideomycetes; Pleosporales; Trematosphaeriaceae.
CAGACCAGAAACCUAAACCUAAACCUAAAUCUAAACCUCCCACUACCACCACCACCACCAACAACAACAAAAUGCCCCUCGUAGUCCCCGGUAUCCAGUCCAGCGGCGGCGCCGGAAUCGAAGAGUGGACCAACAAGCUCAUGGGCAAGAAGAUCGGCGAGAACCAUGAUGAAGUCACGUUCGCGAAGCAAGAUCUCCCCAAGGAACACCGCAUCCUCAAGCCCGACAGCAUGAGCACUAUGGACCACAAGCCCGAGCGACUGAAUGUACACGUCGAUGAGGAUGGCACGGUGAAGAACGUGCGAUACGGUUAGCCGUACGUGCCAGCGGGCGGGUUGGUGCGAGGACGUAGCGUACGGAGGCGUAUCUCCGAGUACCCUGAUAAUGUGGCAUGAUAGAGCGUCAUAGAUGAACGAGACGACUUCUGUUCGGGAACUGUCUUGCUAGGAAAUAAUAUAUUCGGAAAAUAACACUCUAAAUAUGACCGCUUGUCAUAUCGCGAAGGUGAUGUGAACAAGAUCGAAAUUCGACGCUGCAACGACUUGCCGGAGGGACUUCAGCGCACGGUGGGCGGCCAUUACAAACUCCUCACAUGGCCAGAAGCCAACACGCCAAGCUACACUAUGUCAGGCUUCUUUGUAGAGGUGUAGAUGACAUUCAAUGUAAUUUCGUUCCAUCGCGGCGCUCAAU